AUGUUCAGAAAAAGUGUUUGGACAUUUCAAUCACAACAAUACCUUCAUUCUCAACUUCGUACUUCUAAAAGAUUAGAAAUGCUUGCAAGUAAAAGAACAUUAGCUGACUCUAUACCAAAAGAAGAAAAAAAUUUAACACAAACACUAUCUGUAGAUAGUAUUACUCAAUUUAAAAAUCUUAUUAAUUCAAAUGUAGAGAGUGAUAUUCUUCAAGGGUUAAAUGGGUUCAGAAAAUUACUUUUAAUUACACCACCUCCUUUAAUUGAAAUUUAUCAAAGUGGAGUAUUGUCUCGUUUAUCUCAAUUAAUUGCAGGAGAAAUAUCAAUUAAAAAUUUAGCUGUUGGAAUUACUGCAUCAAUGGCAGCAAUUGAUAACCCUCAAAUUAUUGAUGAAUUUAUUCAACUAGGGAUAGCUAAACAAUACGCUAACAUAUUAUGCUCACAAUUUAAAUUAAAAUUUUUGAAUAUAUUUGAGCAAGCAGCAAAUGGAAUUGGUAAUAUUAUGGGUUCAUCUCCAUAUUAUAGAGAUAUAUGUUUAUCUUAUGGAUUUUUUAAUUCAUUUUUAAGACUAUGUGAUCAAUUCUUAAUCUAA
This is a messenger RNA of Entamoeba dispar SAW760, 591 nucleotides long. RefSeq lists its product as uncharacterized. Gene Ontology annotation, molecular function: nuclear import signal receptor activity. The transcript has a single exon. Gene Ontology annotation, cellular component: nucleus. NCBI's taxonomy places the organism in Eukaryota, Evosea, Mastigamoebida, Endamoebidae. The record is from RefSeq and is a predicted model, not a curated record. Gene Ontology annotation, biological process: NLS-bearing protein import into nucleus. Bases 1 to 591 code for a protein of 196 amino acids.